Lactuca sativa (garden lettuce) is the source of this 1121-nucleotide messenger RNA. The record is from RefSeq and is a predicted model, not a curated record. NCBI's taxonomy places the organism in Eukaryota, Viridiplantae, Streptophyta, Magnoliopsida, Asterales, Asteraceae.
AUGAAAUACUUAUUUUUAUUAAAAGAUAAAGAUGAUGAUAAGAUAUAUAGGAGGCUUGAUUCUUGUUUAGUUAUUCCUCCACCAAAAGGAGAGAAGCCUAAAGCAAUCAUUAAAUUUCUUGGUGGUGCUUUUAUUGGAGCAGUUCCUGAAGUUACUUAUAGCUAUCUUUUAGGGCUAUUGGCAAAUGAAGGGUAUCUUAUUAUAUCUGUGCCAUAUAAUGUGACUUUUGAUCACUCAAAAGCUGCUACAGAAGUUUAUGACAAGUUUCAUUUGUGUUUGGAUUCGAUUUUAACAUCUGGAUUGCCUAAUGAUGACGUGUCAUCAGCUCAACUUGUUGAUCUUCCUCUUUAUUCUGUUGGUCAUAGCAAUGUAGCCCUACUCCAAGUACUCUCUGGAAGCUAUUUCUCUGAGAGGAUACCAAAGGCUAAUGCCAUAAUAUCAUACAACAACAGGCCAGCAACAGAGGCAGUACCUUACUUCGAGCAGUUGGGCCCUCUGGUAAGCCAAUUGAUGCCUGUUGUGGAAGCAUCCCCUGUAUCUUCCAUGGCUAAGGGCGCUACAGGUAAUUUUUUUAUAUUUGUUUAUACUAUUUUGGUAAUCAUAUUUGGUUAUAACUUAUAAAUAAUUAUAAAUCUUUGUUUCUAAUUUUGUUUCUAACUUUUAAGAGGUGUGAUAAGGGGGCCUGGUAGAGGGGUGGUGAAAUCAGAUACUACAUAUGUGGGGUCAGGGUCAGGGUCAAAUAAUGUUGCAUCAAUAACUACAAGUAUGGAAGUGAAUAAUUCAUGUGCAGUGCCAUUUAGGACAGAUGCAUCUGCUUUGGGGUCUUACACACCACCAGCAGCUACAGUAAGUGGUAGAAGAAGGUUUUCAGAGGCACCUGUACAUGGACAUGGACAUGUACAGUCAGAAAUGUCUGGUAAAGAACAACAGCAGCAGGCUCAUAGUGGUUAUAGGGAUCGAGCUGUUGAAAGGAGGAGUUUAUAUGGUUCGUCAUCUUUUGCGGAUGAUGUUGGCGUUGGGGAUCCAAGUAAGCAUUUGUGAAUAUAAAUAAUUGUUUCAGUAGUAGUAGUCUUCUUGUUAUAUUCAUCUUAUUAAUUAAUUAAUUAAUGCUUUAAAUAUGA